AUGGUUGAGCCUGUAGGCAAUCAGUAUGUUGUGGCCAGACCGGUGUACUCAGAGAAUUUAUUUGGUGAAGAAUAUGAAAAAGUACACAGAUACCACAAAACCUUUUUGGACAAUCUGAAGUUAUAUUUUCGUUGUUCCUCACAAAAGUGCAAAAGAAUUGCUCUAAGCUUGCUUCCAAUAGCUUCCUGGUUGCCAGCCUAUCGCUUUAAGGAAUGGAUGCUGAGUGACAUUGUCUCUGGGGUCAGCACAGGGCUGGUGGCUGUCCUGCAAGGUCUAGCCUUUGCUUUGCUAGCAAAUGUUCCCCCAAGCUAUGGACUCUAUAGUGCUUUUUUUCCAGUCAUAAUCUAUUUUUUCUUUGGCACAUCAAGACACAUCUCAAUUGGUCCCUUCCCUGUUCUGAGCUUGAUGGUGGGAGAUGUAGUUACCAGGUUAGUCCCUGAUGAUCUGGGCAACAGCACUUUAACAAAUGUGUCAACAAUAGAUGAACAGAAAGUGAUGGUGGCUGCAUCCAUUACAGUCCUUGCUGGAAUUUUCCAGCUGGUUCUGGGAAUAAUACAGGUUGGAUUCAUAGUGAUUUAUUUAUCUCAGUCAUUAAUCAGUGGUUUCACAACGGCUGCAGCUAUUCAUAUUGUGGUGUCUCAGCUGAAAUUUAUGCUGCAGCUAAAAGUCCCUGGAUUUAGUGGACCACUUGCAUUGAUCUACACUCUAAAGAACAUAUUUGAGCAGAUUGAGAAAACAAACAUUGCAGACCUUGUCACAUCACUCAUUAUCCUAAUCAUUGUGUUUGUGGUGAAAGAAAUUAAUGAACGAUUCAAAGCCAAGCUACCAGCACCCAUCCCAAUUGAACUCAUUGUGACAGUCAUAGCAGCAGGUAUAUCCUAUGCCUGCAAUUUCAAAGACAAAUUUAAAGUAGAUGUUGUUGGAAAAUUAGAACAAGGAUUUCAAGCUCCUGUUGCACCUGAUAUAAAUGUUUUCCAAAGCUGUGUGGGUGAUGGUUUUUCCAUUGCAAUUGUUGGAUUUGCCAUAGCCUUUUCAGUGGCUAAAGUAUACUCCAUCAAGCAUGAUUACCUAAUAGAUGGUAACCAGGAAUUAAUUGCCUUUGGACUGAGUAACAUCGUUGGUGGGUCCUUCAAAGGAUUUGCUGCAAGCACCUCACUGUCAAGAACAGGUGUGCAGGAGAGUACAGGAGGCAAAACACAGAUUGCUGGUUUUCUGUCAGCCAUCGUUGUCAUGAUUGUGAUCCUGGCCAUUGGAUUUCUCCUGGAGCCACUGCAGAAGUCAGUCCUUGCGGCUUUGGCUCUUGGCAAUUUAAAGGGGAUGCUGAUGCAGUUCCGAGAAGUGGGCAUUUUAUGGAAGAAGGACAAAUAUGAUUGUAUGAUAUGGCUUGUGACUUUCGUAGCUGCUGUUCUACUAGGGCUCGAUCUUGGACUAGCAGCUGCUGUUGGAUUUGAACUUCUGACUGUCAUAUUCCGCACACAGUUUCCAAAUUGCACUCUUUUGGCUAAUGUGGGAAGAAGCAACAUCUACAAAAACAGAAAGGAUUAUGCAGAUAUAUAUGAACCAGAGGGAGUGAAGAUUUUCAGAUGUUCUGCCCCAGUCUUCUUUGCUAAUAUGGAGUUCUUCAAGGACAAGCUUAUAAAAGCUGUUGGCUUUAAUCCAUUGAGGGUAUUGAGGAAACGCAAUAAAGCUCUGAGGAAAAUCCGAAAGAUGCUGAAGAAAGGAGAGCUACAAGUAACCCCUAAAGGCUUUAUUUGCACAGUUAAUGGUAUCACUGAGUCUGAUGAAGAAUUAGAUAACAACAGAAUAGAGGAACUGGACCAGCCCACUAACAUGGCAGAUUUGCCCAUGCAAAUUGACUGGAACUCCGACCUUCCUCCCAACAUCAGAGUGCCCAGGAUUGACGUCCACAGCAUCAUUCUUGAUUUUUCAGCAGUAACAUUUCUUGAUGUUUCUGCCGUGAGAGUCCUCCAACAGACUUUAAAAGAAUUUAUCCGGAUCAACGUAGACGUUUAUAUUGUGGGAGUACAUGAUGGCUUCCUGGAUAAACUGGAAAGAUGUGUGUUUUUUGAUGAGGAGCUGAAAUCCUCUAUGUUUUUCCUCACCAUUCAUGAUGCAGUGUUGUACAUCCUGAUGAAGAAGGACAUGGCCACUUCACCAAAAUUCCAGACCAACAAGGAGAAGGGAAGUUAUGAUCACUAUAUCAUCAACACAGAUGGAGGAUUACGUAGCCGGGAACACAUGUUUCCAGGAGAAACAAAAUUCUAA
This is a messenger RNA of Alligator sinensis (Chinese alligator), 2265 nucleotides long. It is a transcript of the gene SLC26A3, whose product is annotated as solute carrier family 26 member 3. The transcript has 20 exons. Bases 1 to 2265 code for a protein of 754 amino acids. Gene Ontology annotation, cellular component: membrane. Gene Ontology annotation, biological process: transmembrane transport. Gene Ontology annotation, molecular function: chloride transmembrane transporter activity; bicarbonate transmembrane transporter activity; secondary active sulfate transmembrane transporter activity. The record is from RefSeq and is a predicted model, not a curated record. Lineage: Eukaryota; Metazoa; Chordata; Crocodylia; Alligatoridae.